Molecule: messenger RNA, 5457 nt
Organism: Trichoderma atroviride IMI 206040
Lineage: Eukaryota; Fungi; Ascomycota; Sordariomycetes; Hypocreales; Hypocreaceae
Source: RefSeq, a predicted model, not a curated record
AUGUCAGAUGCUACUCCUUCAUCGGAUUCAACUUCAACUCCCUCACUCAUCCAUUCGAGAGAGUUGAAGCUUGUCUUCUUCAGCAACGAGUUUCCCCAUGACGACAGGAAGACGCUGAUAAGGCGUCUCCUCGCCCACAGCAAAGGCAAGCAGUAUCCUACUCUUGCGCGGUUCAUCCAUGAAGCCACAUUAGCGCUUCGUGAAGAGGUUCGCCAGCUUCCCACGUUACUUCGAGAACUGAUUCCGCAUUUUGAAUGCAUCUUUGACCUGGCCGAUGAAGCAAAACACAUCAAGGGGCCAUUUGGUUGCUCCAUUGACGAGGUUCUGCUCUGUGCUGUGCAGUUGGCCACUUUCAUCGGCUACUAUGAGGAUGGAAAAGACAAUUAUGACUUCCACAGCGUGGACGCCUGCAUAGCUGGACUGGGUUCUGGGCUUUUGAUGACGGCAGCAGUGUCUCUUGCGCCAACGCUUGGCGAUCUACCUAUUGUUGGAGCCGAGGUGAUUCGUGUAGCAUUUCGACUGGUUGUUCUUGUCGAUCAGGUAUCGCAGAACCUACAGCCAAAGCCCGCUGAGGGUACUGGAGAUAGCUGGGCCUAUAUAGUACCAGGAGUCGGAGCUGAGGAUGCUCAGAAGGAGCUUGAUGCUUUCCAUGCAAUCGAGCACACGCCAGAGGCCAGCAAAAUCUUCAUCAGCGCCAUAAGCCGCACCUCAGUCAUUGUCAGCGGCCCACCAGCACGGCUCAAGCACCUCUUUUCCGUAUCCAACUUCUUCCGCAGCCAUGACUUGUCGGUGAUGCCAGUAUAUGGCGGUCUGGGCCAUGCACCCCAUGUAUUCAACUCUGCGCAUACCGACCAAGUCGUGAACACUCCCUCAAUGGAGCUACUCGAUGCGCGCUACUCACCUGGUGUCCCCAUCUUCUCCAUCUCAACGGGCGAGCCGUUCUCAGCCAGCAGCGCCAGUGAGCUGUUCCGGAACAUAGUUGAUGACCUUCUCGUAGGGCUCAUUCAGUUCGACAAGGUCAUCGAGGGCAUCCUGCAAAAGGCCAAAGACUUGGAGGCGACAGAAUGUCAGAUGCUCAUCUUUCGCACAUCGUUUCCCGUGCGAGAUCUGCUCAAGGCAAUUCAAGAACAAGAACAGCAAGGCUUGAGCAUUCUACGAGCCUCGGUGCGAGACUUGAUUCCGUGGGUGAGUGAGGCUGCAACGUCACAAAAGACUCAGGACACCUCGCAGUCCAAAAUUGCCAUUGUUGGGAUGGCAUGCCGAUUGCCCGCAGGAGCAGCUGAUACCGAAAAGUUCUGGGAGAUCCUAGACGCUGGGCUGGAUGUCCACCGCAAGAUCCCGGCAGACCGCUUCAACGUCGAUACGCACUACGAUCCUACAGGGAAACGCAUGAACACGAGCUUCACGCCGUACGGCUGUUUCAUCGAUGAACCGGGUCUCUUCGAUGCGGCUUUCUUCAAUAUGUCGCCCCGUGAAGCCCAACAGACAGACCCAAUGCAGCGGUUGGUCAUUGCCACGGCCUAUGAAGCUCUUGAACGAGCCGGAUACGUUGCCAACCGUACCGAAUCGUCAAAGUCAGAGCGUGUGGGCUCUUUCUACGGACAGGCCAGCGACGAUUACCAUGAGGUUAACUCAGGCCAGGAAAUCGGCACCUACUUUGUAACCGGAGGAUGUCGAGCUUUUGGACCGGGACGAAUCAACUACUUCUUCAAGUUCGCCGGGCCCAGCUACAGUGUUGAUACUGCCUGUUCGUCCGGUUUGGCAACUAUUCACCUCGCGUGUAACUCUCUCUGGAAUGGCGACACAGACAUGGCAGUGGCCGGCGGCACAAACGUACUCACCAACUCAGACGGCUUCGCUGGACUAAGCAGCGGCCACUUUUUAUCCAAGACUCCCAACGCGUGCAAGACGUGGGAUAGCGAGGCUGACGGCUAUUGCCGGGCCGAUGGUGCAGUUUCGUUGGUGUUGAAGAGGCUCGAAGAUGCCGAGGCCGACAACGACAACAUCCUCGGCGUGAUUCUCGCCGCAGGAACCAACCAUUCCGCUGCAGCUAUUUCCAUCACGCAUCCCCAUGCUGGCCACCAAGCUGAUCUCACUCGAGCCUUGCUGCGCAAAGCCGCUGUGGACCCGCUGGAUAUCAGCUACAUCGAAAUGCACGGCACUGGGACACAGGCCGGCGACGCGCAAGAGAUCCAGUCUGUAUGCAACGUCUUUGCGCCCCUGACAACUCGCCGCCGCUCAUCCAAGCAGCCACUCUAUAUCGGCGCAGUUAAAUCCAAUAUCGGCCAUGGUGAGGCAGUUGCAGGUACAACAGCGCUGCUCAAAGUAUUGUUGAUGUUCGAAAAGGGGGCCAUCCCGAAGCACGUCGGCAUCAAGGGCGUGAUCAACCCAGGCUUCCCCAAUGAUCAGGAGAUGCAGCGCAGGAACCUCCACAUUCCCUAUGAAAAAGUGUCGUGGCAGAGAAAUCCUGAGCGCAAGCGUGUCGCCGUCGUUAAUAACUUUGGAGCAUCCGGCGGCAACUCCAGCCUCAUCAUCGAGGAGCCUCCGUUGCGCGAAAAGGCAGAGAAGGGUGAUCCCCGCGCAGCCCACCUCAUCGUGGUCUCAGCCAAGGGAAAAGUAUCGCUCAAAGGUAACCUGGAGCGCUUGGUCGCUUACAUGGACGCGCAUCCGGAUGUUUCGAUGGCUGAUCUGGCUUAUACUACAACCGCACGGCGCCAACAUCACAACCAUCGCGUAGCCAUUUCCGUGCCCGUGUCAUCACCAGAUAUCAUGGUAUCUGCCUUGAAAAAGCAACUUGCCGCGCACAUAGAGUCGGCAGAUACACACAAGCCUAUCCCGCCAACAGGUCCCCCGCGGGUGGUGUUUGCAUUUACAGGCCAAGGGGCUUCCCAUCGGUCAAUGGAUCUCGGGCUGUUUCGUGAAUCACCAGUCUUCCGCGAGCACAUCCUCCAUCUCGACUCGCUGGUGCAAGGCCAGGGCUUCCCAUCCAUCAUCCCCGUUAUCGACGGCAGCUAUCCACAGGACCAUGGGCAUUCCCCCAUCAGGACACAUCUCACUCUCGUCUGCAUCGAGAUUGCCCUUGCCAAGUACUGGAACUCGCUCGGAGUAUAUCCUCAUGUGGUUGUCGGCCACAGCUUAGGCGAGUAUGCUGCGUUACAUGUUGCCGGUGUUCUCUCAGCCGCCGACGCCAUCUUCCUGGUCGGCAGCCGUGCCAUUCUCUUGGAGCAGAAGUGUACCAGUGGCAGCCAUAAGAUGUUGGCCGUGAAAGCACCACUUGAUACGAUAAGUGAGAUAGCUAAAGCCAAAGGCUUGCCCUUUGAAGUCUCAUGUAUCAAUGGACCCAGUGAUACGGUUCUCAGUGGGCCGAGGGCUGAUAUGGACGCCUUGGCUGCUGCUCUGCAGGAAUCCGGCCCAGAUGGUCCCGGGCUCAAGUGCUCUCUUCUGGAUAUAGCCUUUGCUUUCCACUCAUCCCAGACAGACUCAAUGUUGGAUGAAUAUGAGGAUUUGGCUAGCAAGGGUGUGAUUUACCAUGCACCCACCAUUCCAAUUAUAUCGCCGCUGCUGGGCCGCUGUAUCUUUGACGAAAAGACGGUCAACGCAAAUUACCUGUGCCGUGCAGCUCGUGAGCCUGUUCAUUUCAUCACCGGCAUCAAAGCUGCGCACCACGCUAGACUUAUUGACAAGUCAAUGGCGUGGAUCGAGAUUGGACCCCAUCCUGUAUGCCUCGGCCUGGCCCGCAGUAUCUUGGCCGACUCGUUCUCUUUGCCAGUCGCUGCACCGUCCAUGCGCCGGAGCGAAGACGACUGGAAGACAUUGAGUCACUCCUUGGGCCUGCUGUAUAGUGCUGGUGUGCCACUGCGCUUUGAUGAGUUCCAUCGUCCAUUCGAGCCUUUGUUGCGUCUUCUUGACCUACCGACGUAUGCAUGGAAUGAUAAGAACUACUGGCUCCAGUACAAUGGUGAUUGGGCCCUUUCCAAGGGUAACACUUUCUACGACGAGGAGAAGAAGCAGUUACUGCUGCAACAACAGACGAUAACUACGGUGGUGCCUCCACGUUCCAGCCUUCGAACGUCGCUAGUUCAUGAGGUUGUAGAAGAGGCGUUUGACGGCUCUGCUGGUCGUGUUGUUGUACAUUCUGAUUUGAUGCAGGCUGAUUUCUUGAAAGCUGCGCGGGGCCAUCAGAUGAACGGAGCUGGUGUAGUCACUUCGUCGAUUCACGCAGACAUUGCCUUCACCCUUGGCAAAUACCUCUAUGAGAAUCUGCGACCACAGGCAAAAGCGGGAGGUACUGUUCUCGACAUGGAGGUAUACAAUAUGUCUGUACGCGAGGGCAUAGUAGCCCAGAAGAACACAAAUGUGCCGCAGAUGAUCCAGGUGUCCAUAUCCACCUCCAAUAUUGACGCAGGGGUAGCCAACCUCGAAUGGCAUAAUCUCACAUCUGAUGCUUCCGCGCUCGCCGAUGAAGAGCCCAUAGUGACGGCCCAGGUCCGCUACGGGUCUUCAGCCGACAACCUUGUUAGCUGGAUGCCGAUGGCACAUUUGGUACAAAGCCGUAUCGACGCCCUUCAACAUCUCGCUGAGAUUGGCGUAGCCAACAAGUUGUCCCACAGUAUGGCAUACCUCCUCUUCUCCAACAACCUGGUCCACUACGCAGACGAGUACCGGGGCAUGCAGUCGGUGGUGAUGCACGAGCUCGAGGGAUUCGCCGAGGUGACGCUCAAGACCAAAUCCAGCGGCGUCUGGACUGUUCCGCCAUUCUUCAUCGACAGCGUUGCCCACUUGGCGGGUUUCGUGAUGAACGUGUCCGACGCCAUAGACACUCGCACCAACUUUUGCGUCACCCCUGGCUGUGGAUCAUUGCGAAUCGCUCGCCCACUCGUUGCCGGGGCCAAGUAUCAAUCCUAUGUCAAGAUGAUUCCGACGGCUGAGGACCCAACCGUCUAUCUCGGUGACGUUUACAUCUUGCAGGAGGGCGAGAUCAUUGGCCUUGUUCGCGCCAUCAAGUUCCGCCGCUAUCCUCGAGUGCUACUCAACCGAUUCUUCUCGCCGCCCGACAUUAAGAACGGCGCCUGUCAUAUCGAAGCCUGUGAAGUUCAGUUGGGCAACGAAGAGGAGCAAUCGCUAAACAUACCAGUACAGACUCCAAUAGUUGUUGCUCAUGCCUCUGUCCCUAUGCCAAUCCCCAUCUCCACGAUGGCUCCAGUUAUGGCGGCGCCACCCGCGGCGGACAGCACAGCAACCAAAGCCAUGGCGCUUUUAGCUGAUGAAUCGGGCCUUGAUCCAGCUGAUCUGACCGAUGAUGCUAACUUUAUGCAUCUCGGAGUAGACAGCCUGAUGAGCCUCGUCAUUGCUGAGAAGUUUCGGGAGGAGCUCGGCGUUGUGGUAAAUGGCAGCUUAUUCUUGGAGUAUCAGACGGUGGGAGAUUUGCGUGCGUGGUUAGUCGAGUACUACAGCUAA